AGUAUCCCUUUGGUUUCCCACUUCACCAACUUCCCAUUUUUCUUCUACUUCAUCUAUCUUCUUCUCUUCUCUCAAAUGAUCCCAGGUUGACCAUGUGUCGUCCACAACCAGGGAUAGAUCCACCAUAAGGCAUGGGAACUAUGUUGGGAAGAGGAAGAAGAAGAAGAUGAAAACUGAGAAGUAAAAGAAGAGCGGUCUUGAACUUGAUGUGUGUAGUUGGCGUUGCCAUGUUAGUAGUAUGCAGCUGGUUAUUUGUGUCUUCUUUCCUAAGAGUUGGGUUUGGGUAUCUGUUAUUUUCUUUGUCAAUUGAUUUUGGGCCAUUCACUUGCUUUCUUUGAAUCUGCUUAGUUGACGUCGCAACAUCUUAAUUUUCUAUUUUUAUUAGGAUUGGUGAACUUCCUCUCAACUUAAGUCAGUCAACAUAUUACUAGUAUUUGUCAAGUGUUGACCGGGCUCACUACCGAUCAUUUGUGGUAAAACUAUGAAGCACGGACACUCCUCGAAUUAGGCGUGUCCUAUUGUCAUGUCCGAUACCGACACUUGUAAUUACACUGAAUUAUGUCAUUUUUUCAAAUUAUUAUCUGUGUUGGCGUGUCAGUGUUCGUGUCGUGUCCGGUGCUCGUGUCUGUAUCGGUGUUUCAUAGGGUAAAAGUGUCCUAAACGUAGAUUUGAUGUGGUUUUUUUCAAGUAAGAUGGGAUAUGGUUAGUAUAGUUGUUUGUUAUUGGUUAGUAUAGAUUAAAUAAAGAAUAAUAAUUAGAUAUUUAUCAAAGUUAAUAUACAUUGUCAUACCCUGUAUUAAGGAUUCAAACUUUCAUCUAUUUGUUUUCCUAUUGAUCUUUGGAUGUAUCAAAAUUGUAUAAACAAAUAUCUCUUAUGUUAGUCAUAUUUAUCCUCAUAUUUGUUUUUAGAUAGUCGAAUUAGUCUUUGGAAGUGUUUUUUUGUUGUUCAAUUCAGUCCUUACAAUUACUAACUAAUCUAUCAUGUAACAGAGCUUAGGAUGGCGUGAUCUUGACGCUCGUGUUGAUGACAAUUAGGUACGGCAGCAAAGGUAACCCAGUGCGGCGGUAACCGUUCUCCGAUGGAGGGGAAGGGACCGACAAAACAUAUAGCCGCUCCGACGCUCAAAUCAGUAUAUGAUCGAGGUGGAAAAAGCAUGUAAACGUAGGUGAAUGGUGACUGUGAUUCGUACAUAGGCGUGGCAGCAAUGCCAAGUUUAAAUAGACUAGCAGGUUCGUAUGCGCCGUGUAUGUGCUAGCCAUUAGACUUCAAGUAAGAAUAUAUUUCAACACUUUUAUGAGCAUAGCUGAUGUGCUAGAUUUGGUUUCACUAAAAUGGAUUUGCAGAUAAUGUCCCAUUCAACUUUUUGUCCUUUUUUCAUUUUUCUUGAUUUCACUCAUAAUAUCCCUUCCAACCUAUGUUGAACAAUAUGUUAAUAUAUCUAUUCUUUAAGUUUGUUAUAGGUAGGGAGUAAAACUAGAUAAUAUAACAUUUACAUUUUUCUACUUCAUUCGCAGUUGAUUAUGGGUGGGGAGUACAAAUUAAUUUAUAUUUUUACAUGGACCAAAAUUCAAGCGACUCAUAUUUUCCCAACACUUAUAGCAUCGAACUCCAAUAACUUACCUUCAUGUUAUUGAAACUUCAUUAACAGUCGAUUUGUAGUUGAAUAUUAUUGGCAAAAAAACUUAAGUCUUGUAAAUUUGAAAUUAGCAUCUUUCAAUCCACUUGGAUUAGCAUGGUGGUAUUGAAUUGAGACAUUGGAGUAUGCUCCUCCUCAAGUUCUCAGGUUCGAUUAUCCUUGAUGCCAAUUUAGGUGGGCUAAUUUAGCUUAUUCAAAAAAAAUAUAUCGUAAGAAAAAAAAAUCAAAGAAGGGGGGAGCUUGGAAAGUUCCCUGUUAAGAGUAACUAAAACCAAAAUAGUUUUUUAAGCAACAGUGAAAGUGAUUGCUCUAAGCAUGGCAUUACUCAUGCAUAGUCUUCCAUUGACUUUUCUCCAGUCAAACAUCUAGUUUUUUUGUUAUGUGACUAAUUUAUUCAAAGUACUUUGUUCAACUGAUCAUGUAGAUAACAAUUUUGAUAUCUUUGCCACUUGAGUUGGAACUUGUUGACAAUAAUGAAUACUAUUUAAUAGGCUACAUUGCCACUUGAGUCGGAACUUGUUGACAAUUAUGAAUAUUAUUUAAUAGGCUACAAAUUGAAUAUUCAAGUAUUGUUGGAGAAAAACAACUAUUAAUAUUCAUGCCCAAAGUCAGUGACUCAAAUUUGUGACACUCUCUUUGUCUCUGAACAUUUACCUUUCUGGAAUGGGGAGAAAUUCUUCAUUGCAACUAAGUAUUCUUUGCUUCAAUAUUGUCCUGUUAUUGUUGGCAUGGUCAAGAGUGAAAAGAAGCCACUGCUUAGUGCCGAAACAAAAGUCUGUUAUGAGCAUAGGUGUUGUGCUUGAUUUGGUUUCAUUAAUGGGAAAACAUCAAAAGAUAGCAAUGGAAAUUGCAGUCAAAGAGUUCAACAACCAAUUGAGUUCGUCCAAGCUGGAUUUGCAGAUAAAAGAUUCACAUGGCAAUUCUGCACAAGUUAUUUCAAGUGUUAUGGAUCUCUCACGGAGCAACCAGGUGCUGGCCAUCGUAGGAACGAUUACACACAACGAAGCAACACUUGCUAGUGAAUUCGACGACAACAUAAAGAACACUCCUAUCUUGUCUCUAACUUCAUUUGCUGGCAGACAAGAAUUAUUAUCUCCUAGAUUGCCACAUUUCAUCCAACUCGGAGAUGAUAUUAACCAUCACAUCCAAUGCAUUGCAGCAAUUGUAGGAGAAUUCAGAUGGAAAAAGGUGGCAGUAAUUUAUGAACAUAAUAAUGACUACUUUUCCUCUGAUCCAGAAAUAAUACUUAGCCUCUCCAAUUCUCUUAAACUUGCUGGUUCUGAAAUUGAAAGCCAUUUAGCUAUUCCUUCUUUAUCCACACUUUCAGACGCAGAAUCUACAAUUGAAAAUGAGCUUAAUAAGUUGAAAAGGAAGAGUAAUAGGGUCUUCUUGAUUGUUCGUUCUUCUUUAGAGUUGGCUAAUAUUAUUUGUGAGAAAGCAAAACAAAUAGGUUUGAUGGAAAAAGGUUCGGUAUGGAUUAUCCCGGACGAGGUUGCUGGCCUACUUGAUUCAGUUAACUCUUCUGUUAUCUUCAACAUGCAAGGUGUUGUUGGAUUUAGAACACACUUCAUAGAAAUGAAUAAGGGUUUCAGAAAGUUUAAAUUCCUAUUCCGAAGAAAGUUUGCACUAGAAUACCCUGAAGAAGAUAGUGUUAACCCAAGUAACAUUGCACUUCAAGCAUAUUAUGCAACUAAAGCUAUUGCUGAAGCUGCAAAUAAAUUAUCACAAGGAAAGUUCAGACUUGAACAAUUCUCAGAAAAGAUUUUGUCAAGAAAAUUUGAAAGACUGAGCGCAAAGACUUUCUCCAAGAAUGGACAAUUUCUCCAAUCACCAACCUUCAACAUAAUUAAUGUGAUUGGGAAAAGUUAUAGAGAAUUGGCACUUUGGUCUUCAACACUUGGUUUUUCAAAGAACAUAGUUAGACAUCAAGUGAUGGAGAUGACAAACACAACUAAUGAUUCUAAUGGAGUUUUCAGCACAGUUUAUUGGCCUGGAGAUUUUCAAUCGGUUCCCAAGGGAUGGAUUCACAGUAACGAGGAUAGGUCAUUGAAAAUAGGAGUGCCUGCCAAUGGUGUCUUUACUCAGUUUGUGAAUGUAACACAUGACAGUAGGAAUGGAACUUUGAUAACAGGUUUCUCUAUCGGCGUCUUUAAAGUAGUUGUCGAACGUUUACCUUAUGAUUUACAGUACAAGUUUAUCCCGUUCAAUGGCUCAUACGAUGAAAUGGUUUAUCAGGUCUACAAUAAGACAUUGGAUGCUGCAGUUGGUGACACAGCGAUAGUGGAAUACAGAUAUCAUUUAGUGGACUUUUCACAACCGUAUGUUGAAUCUGGCCUCCAGAUGGUGGUUACUGAGCAACCAGCAAAAUCAAAAGAAACAUGGAUGUUUUUGGAUGCCUUUACGAAAGAGAUGUGGCUGAUGAUAGCAGCUACGCAUAUUUUUGUAGGUGUUGUUAUUUGGUUGAUUGAACGGGAAGCUAACCCAGAUCUUAGGGGUUUCGGAUCGAUGCUUUGGUUUUUAGUCACAGUACUAUUUUAUGCACAUAGAGAACCAAUAAGAAAACCAUUAGCUCAGGUUGUACUGACGCCCUGGUUAUUUGCUAUUUUCAUUGUGACAAAUAGUUUCACAGCAAGUUUGACAUCCAUAACUAUUUCACAAGUAAAGCCAUCGGUGUUAGAUAUCCAGACCCUUAAAGAAAGAAAUUCACCAGUCGGGUGUAAUGGAAAUUCAUUUAUUGUGAAGUAUUUGAUUGACGUACUAAAGUUUAAGCCUGAGAAUAUUAGGAAAAUAAAUUCCAUGAGUGACUACGCUGCUGCCUUUGAGAAGAAGGAAAUUGAAGCUGCCUUCUUUGUUGCGCCUCAUGCUAAAGUCUUUCUAGCAAAGUACUCAUGUAAGGGCUUCAUCAAAGUGGGGAACGUUUUCAGGCUUGGCGGCUUUGGUUUUGUAUUUCCAAAAGGUUCAAGUCUAGUUGCUGACAUAUCAGAGGCAUUGCUGAAUAUGAUAGAGAGCGGAGAAACAGAACAGCUCGAAAAAAAUAUGUUGAACGAGAUAGAGAGUGAAAGCAAAGCCAAUUGUUCUUCUUUAGAGAGCAACAAGGGGAAAAAUAAUUCAUCUAUAGGCCUUCAGCCUUUCCUUGGUCUGUUUUCAAUCUGUUCUAUUUUUGCUGUUCUUGCAUUGUCAUAUCACAUGAUUUGUUUGUUAGUGAAGAAUGUAGAAACUUUGAGAAAACACACAGUUUUAGCAUUAACACGAUUAUGGAGAUGUACAACCAAGUUUUUUGCUUGGUGUCGUUCGAAACUCCAAUCAAGAAUCUUAAGAAGAGUAAGAAAUAACAGUGAAACAAGAAAUGCAUCAGAGGAGAAUGUCACUAAUAGCCAGCAAAUUCUAGUAGUGGUUGAGUUUGUCGAUAAUGUACUGGCUGCUCAUGCUUCAUGAACAAUUAAUGUUACAUACUACGAUUGUAAAAAUGUUUGUACAAUAUAUUAUGCCGAUACAUUUUAAGAUAUUAUGACAGGUGUGUGAUUCAUGUUAAGUAAUGAACUUGUUGAUAUGGUUAUGGUGCUCA
This is a messenger RNA of Medicago truncatula (barrel medic), 5202 nucleotides long. Its product is annotated as glutamate receptor 2.5. Gene Ontology annotation, molecular function: ligand-gated monoatomic ion channel activity. Gene Ontology annotation, cellular component: membrane. The coding region runs from base 2301 to 5072 and encodes 923 amino acids. NCBI's taxonomy places the organism in Eukaryota, Viridiplantae, Streptophyta, Magnoliopsida, Fabales, Fabaceae. The record is from RefSeq and is a predicted model, not a curated record. The transcript is spliced from 6 exons.